AUGGCCCCCCCUUCCUCCCCAGCGGCGGCGGCCUUCGUGCUGCCCGUGCUGCAGGUGCUCUCCGAGGACCCCUACGGCAUCUUCUGCCUGGUGCUGACCCCCACCAGGGAGCUGGCAUACCAGAUUGCUGAGCAGUUCCGUGUCCUGGGGAAGCCCCUCGGCCUGAAGGACUGCGUGGUGGUGGGCGGCCUGGACAUGGUGGCGCAGGCGCUGGAGCUCUCCCGUAAACCCCACGUUGUCAUCGCUACGCCCGGCAGGCUGGCAGAUCACCUGCGCAGUUCCAACACUUUCAGCCUUAAGAAACUGAAGUUCUUGGUCUUGGAUGAAGCCGACCGGCUGUUGGAGCAGGGCUGUGCUGACUUCACCGCGGAUCUGGAGGUGAUUCUGGAGGCUGUUCCAGCGCGCAGGCAAACGCUGCUGUUCAGCGCCACGCUGACCGACACGCUGAACGAGCUGAAGAGCCUGGCCGCAAACAGACCGUUCUUCUGGGAGGCUGUCUCCGAGGUGCGGACAGUGGAUGAAUUGGACCAGCGCUACUUGCUUGUACCUGAAGCACUCAAGGACGCGUACCUUGUCCACUUAAUCCAGACCUUCCAGGACGAGCACGAAGACUGGUCUAUUAUUAUCUUUACCAAAACCUGCAAAGACUGCCAGGUCUUGAACAUGAUGCUUAGGAAAUACAACUUCCCUUCUAUAGCUCUGCAUUCCAUGAUGAAACAGCGGCAGCGAUUUGCAGCUUUAGCAAAGUUCAAGUCCAGCAUCGUUAAGAUUCUCAUUGCCACUGAUGUUGCUGCCAGAGGUUUGGACAUUCCUACAGUACAAGUUGUCAUCAAUCACAACACUCCCGGCCUGCCAAAAAUCUACAUUCACCGGGUUGGCCGGACAGCCCGUGCGGGGCGGAAAGGAAUAGCCAUUACGCUAGUGACGCAGUACGACAUCCAUCUCGUACACGCUAUUGAGGAGGAAAUCAAACUGAAGCUGCAGGAGUUCUCUGUGGAGGAGCGGUUUGUGCUUGACAUCCUCACCCAAGUGAACGUCACCAGGAGGGAAUGUGAAAUAGAACUGGAGGGAAUGGAUUUUGAUGAGAAGAAAGAAAUAAAUAAGCGGAAACAAAUGAUCCUUGAAGGGAAGGAUCCAGACCUGGAGGCAAAAAGGAAGGCAGAGCUAGCCAAGAUCAGGAAGAAAAACAAGCAAUGCCGUGAGAAGGUCCAGCAGAUACUGCAGAAGAAAGAGCAACUGCGGCUGAAGAGGAAACUGCAGAAGAAGAUGGAGCGGCGGAACAAGCUGCGUGCUGCGGAAGAGAAGUGAAGUCCUUUGGCCUGACUUGCUUGGCUUGGACUGCCCUGACGUUGCUGCUGCUUUGGGAAUACUGGGAUCUAACGCGUUUUAAUGUGGACACUUCUGACCUGGAAUCGGUGUUGGAGAGUACAGGGAAGGUGGGUGAGGGGAGAAGGGUCACCGAUAAACAGUCUCCACUCUUUUUCCUUCCUGCACAACGCUGCUGGCUUGGGCCAUUCCUGGCAGGCUGGGUCAGUCUCCUGGAAGAAUGUCUUUCAAGAGCCUGUUUCCUUCCUCCAGCAAAGGAGAGGCCAGACCUGAAUUCUUGGUGACGUGAAGGGAAAUAAAGAUCCUCUCUCUUUUUCCCCCUUCAUUCAGUCAUUGCUCCUUCCCUUUCCAGGGC
This is a messenger RNA of Egretta garzetta (little egret), 1681 nucleotides long. It is a transcript of the gene DDX49, whose product is annotated as DEAD-box helicase 49. The transcript has 13 exons. Gene Ontology annotation, molecular function: nucleic acid binding; ATP binding. The record is from RefSeq and is a predicted model, not a curated record. Lineage: Eukaryota; Metazoa; Chordata; Aves; Pelecaniformes; Ardeidae. Bases 1 to 1308 code for a protein of 435 amino acids.